UCGAGCCAGACAGCACAUAACGGGGAGCCCUUCACUGAGACCCAGCGAAAGAGCCGACAGAUGGGGAAUUAUAAAUCCAGACCCACCCAAACUUGCACUGAUGAGUGGAAGAAAAAAGUCAGUGAAUCCUACAUCAUUAUAACGGAGAGAUUGGAGGAUGACUUGCACAUCAAAGAAAAAGAGAUGACUGAACUGAAGCAUGUUUUCAGCUCUGAUGAAGCCUUCAGCAAAGUCAAUUUAAAUUACCGCACUGCAAACGGGCUGUCCUUACUUCAUUUGUGCUGCAUGUGUGGGGGUACCAAGUCCCACGUCAGAAGCCUCAUGCUAAAAGGGCUGCGCCCAUCUCGGUUAACGAGAAAUGGAUUCACGGCCUUGCACUUGGCGGUUUACAUGGGCAGUGCAGAACUGAUCGCAGCCCUCCUGCACAGCGGGGCGGAUGUGCAGCAGGCCGGCUACGGGGCGCUGACAGCCCUGCACGUCGCCACCCUGGCAGGGCACCUGGAGGCAGCUGACAUCCUGCUGCAGCAUGGAGCCUAUGUCAACGUCCAAGACGCGGUCUUUUUCACCCCUCUGCACAUUGCAGCAUACUACGGCCGUGAGCAGGUCACACGUCUCCUGCUGAAAUUUGGCGCCGAUGUGAAUCUAAGUGGGGAAGUUGGAGAUCGGCCCCUCCACCUAGCAUCUGCCAAAGGAUUCCUUAAUAUUGCAAAACUCUUGAUGGAAGAAGGCAGCAAAGCAGAUGUGAAUGCCCAAGAUAAUGAAGACCAUGCACCUCUCCAUUUCUGCUCUCGAUUUGGACACCAUGACAUUGUAAAGUUUCUACUCCAAAGUGAUUUUGAAGUUCAGCCACACAUAGCUAAUAUCUACGGAGACACACCUUUGCACUUGGCUUGCUACAAUGGAAAAUUGGAAGUUGCUAAGGAAAUAAUUCAAGUGUCAGGAACAGAAAGUAUGGCAAAGGAAAACAUUUUUAGUGAAACAGCUUUUCACAGUGCUUGUACCUACGGCAAGAGUAUUGAACUUGUGAAAUUUCUUCUUGACCAAAACACCCUGAGCAUCAAUCAUCAAGGAAGAGAUGGACACACUGGAUUACACUGCUGCUAUCAUGGACACAUCCGCCUGGUACAGUUCUUACUGGAUAAUGGAGCUGAUAUGAAUCUGGUAGCCUGUGAUCCCAGCAGGUCAAGUUGUGAAAAAGAUGAGCAGACUUGUUUGAUGUGGGCUUAUGAAAAAGGGCACGACGCCAUCAUCACGCUCCUGAAACAUUAUAAGAGGCCCCAGGAUGAAUUGCCCUGUAAUGCAUAUUCUCAGCCGGGAGCAGACGGCUCCUACGUUUCUGUUCCCUCUCCCUUGGGGAAGAUUAAAAGCAUGACUAAAGAAAAGGCAGAUGUCCUCCUGCUGAGGGCGGGGCUGCCUCCCCAUUUCCAUCUUCAGCUUUCAGAAAUUGAGUUCCAUGAAAUUAUUGGCUCCGGGUCUUUCGGGAAAGUAUACAAAGGGAGAUGCAGGAACAAAAUAGUGGCUAUCAAACGCUACCGGGCUCACACCUACUGCUCCAAGUCUGACGUGGAUAUGUUCUGCAGAGAGGUAUCCAUCCUUUGCCGACUCAACCACCCUUGUGUGAUUCAGUUCGUCGGAGCGUGUCUGAACGAUCCCAGUCAAUUCGCCAUCGUCACUCAGUAUAUAUCAGGGGGCUCCCUUUUCUCCCUCCUCCAUGAGCAGAAGAGGAUUCUGGACUUACAAUCGAAGCUAACCAUUGCUGUGGAUGUCGCCAAGGGGAUGGAGUAUCUUCACAACCUGACCCAGCCCAUCAUCCACCGGGACUUAAACAGCCACAACAUUCUCCUCUAUGAAGAUGGCCACGCUGUCGUAGCAGACUUUGGAGAAUCAAGAUUCCUGCAGUCUCUGGAUGAGGACAACAUGACAAAACAACCUGGGAAUCUCCGCUGGAUGGCCCCUGAGGUCUUCACCCAGUGCACACGGUACACCAUCAAAGCAGACGUGUUCAGCUACGCCCUGUGUCUGUGGGAGCUACUCACUGGGGAAAUCCCAUUUGCUCACCUCAAGCCAGCCGCAGCAGCUGCCGACAUGGCUUACCAUCACAUCCGACCUCCCAUAGGCUAUUCCAUUCCCAAACCCAUCUCGUCUUUGUUAAUGAGAGGCUGGAACGCGUGUCCUGAAGGAAGACCAGAAUUUUCUGAAGUAGUGACACAACUGGAAGAAUGCCUUUGCAACAUUGAGCUGAUGUCUCCUGCAUCAAGUAACAGCAGCGGAUCUCUGUCUCCUUCCUCAUCCUCCAAUUGCCUGGUGAGCCGAGGAGGCCCCAGUAGGAGCCAUGUAGCUGCCCUGCGGAGCCGUUUUGAACUAGAGUAUGCCCUGAAUGCCAGAUCCGUCCUGUACUGGUCCCAGAGUCCUGGACAGAUAUUUGCUCAAGCUCCUUCUCGGGAAGAGAUGAGAAGAAACUUUCCUUUGCCAGCAACUGACAAAAAUGGUUAUGUGUCGGAUCCCAUGAGCCCCAUGCCCUUCCAGGCCCUCCACAAUGGGAGCUGCUUGGAGGACAGCAGCUGA
Molecule: messenger RNA, 2565 nt
Organism: Dromiciops gliroides (monito del monte)
Lineage: Eukaryota; Metazoa; Chordata; Mammalia; Microbiotheria; Microbiotheriidae
Product: serine/threonine-protein kinase TNNI3K-like
Biological process (GO): protein phosphorylation; regulation of transcription by RNA polymerase II
Cellular component (GO): nucleus
Molecular function (GO): protein kinase activity; ATP binding; RNA polymerase II-specific DNA-binding transcription factor binding
Source: RefSeq, a predicted model, not a curated record